AUGGAAGGUAGAAGGUUUGAGCGCCGAGCAACGGAAUGGACACCUGGUAUGGAAGGUAAAUAUGUUGCCCGAGGACAAUUUACGGGUGAAUGUAUCGCUGUUCUCACAAGCGGUGGAGAUGCCCAAGGAAUGAAUGCAGCUGUGCGAGCUGUAGUCCGUAUGGGAAUAUACUGCGGAUGCCGAGUAUUUUUCAUCAGAGAAGGAUAUCAAGGUCUUGUAGAUGGUGGUAACAACAUUCAGGAAGCAUCGUGGGCAGAUGUUUCUGGUAUUCUCCAAUUAGGAGGUACCAAGAUUGGAUCAGCUCGAUGUAUGGAUUUUCGUGAACGUUGUGGACGUUUAAAAGCUGCUGAAAAUCUGGUCAAAAAUCAAAUCACCAAUUUAGUGGUUAUUGGUGGUGAUGGUUCUUUAACUGGUGCUAAUCUAUUUCGAACUGAAUGGUCAAAUCUAUUGGAAGAACUUGUCACAUUAGUUAAGUUUUAUUACUAUAUGUAUAUAUGUAAAAUUAGUGCAGAAAAUGCCAAACAAUUUCAUCGUUUAAAUAUUGUCGGUUUAGUCGGUAGUAUUGACAAUGAUUUUUGUGGUACAGAUAUGACAAUUGGUGCAGACUCAGCAUUGCAUAGAAUUAUUGAAGCGACUGAUGCAAUCUCUACUACAGCUCAUUCACAUCAAAGAUGUUUCAUUUUAGAGGUGAUGGGUAGACAUUGUGGUUAUCUAGCACUUGUCGCAUCUAUGGCAUGUGAAGCUGAUUGGGUAUUUAUACCAGAAAUGCCACCAGCUGAUGAUUGGCGCGAAAAAUUAUGUCAUAAACUUCGAAUGAAUCGUGAACAUGGACAACGUGUCAAUAUAAUUAUGGUUGCUGAAGGUGCUAUCGAUAGAGGAUGUAACCCUAUCACUUGUGAAUUGGUGAAAAAUUUAAUAGUAUCAGAACUUCAACUUGAUACACGUAUAACUGUUUUGGGUCAUGUACAACGUGGUGGUUCACCAUCAGCCUUUGAUCGUAUUUUAGGCAGUCGUAUGGGAGCUGAAGCUGUUCUAGCCCUAAUGGAUGCUGAUCGUGAUCCUAAUCUCCCAUCAUGUGUUAUUAGUUUAGAUGGUAAUCAAGCAGUUCGUGUGCCACUUGUGAAAUGUGUUGAGAGAACACGUCAAGUUGCUGAAGCAAUGAAAGCUCGUGAUUUUGAUCGUGCUGUUGAAUUACGUGGAGCGAGUUUCAUGAACAAUUUAGCAACCUAUAUAAAACUUUCAAAAAUUGAACAACCACGUCAAAGUGUCAUGAACAACUUGAGAAUCGGUAUCGUGAAUGUCGGUGCUCCAGCUUGCGGUAUUAAUGCAGUAAUAAGAGGAUUUACUCGUCUGGGUAUCACUAAGGGUUAUAAGAUUAUCGGAAUACACGAAGGAUUCUCCGGUCUUGUUAAAGGCGAUGCUAGUGAAAUACAGUGGUCUGAUGUACGUGGAUGGGUGGGAAUAGGUGGUUCCAUAUUAGGAACACGCAGAGACACACCAAAUAGUUUAGGUAUAGAGAAAGUAGCCGCGAGAUUUAAAGAAUUCAAAUUAAGCGGUUUACUUAUUAUUGGUGGCUUUGAAGCAUACGAUUGUUUGAUAGAACUGGUCGAAGGACGUGAAAAGUAUCCUGAAUUAUGUAUACCUAUGGCUAUGGUACCAGCGACAAUUUCUAAUAAUGUUCCUGGUACUGAUUUCUCCUUGGGUUGUGAUACAGCUUUAAAUGAAAUAACCUCUGUAUUAGAUAAAAUUAAACAAAGUGCACUGGGUACAAAACGUCGUGUAUUUGUUGUUGAAACAAUGGGUGGUUAUUGUGGUUAUUUAGCUACAAUGAGUGCAUUAGCUGGUGGAGCAGAUGCUGCUUAUAUAUUUGAAGAACCAUUUACAAUUGAUGAUUUACGUGAAGAUGUAGUACAUCUACGUGCAAAAAUUGAUGAUAAUGUUAAACGUGGUUUAAUACUACGAGCUGAAUAUGCUAAUAAAUAUUAUACAAGUGAAUUUAUUCAUCAAUUAUAUGCUCAAGAAGGUCAAGGUAUAUUUGAUUGCCGUUGUAAUGUAUUGGGUCAUAUGCAGCAAGGUGAUAGACCGAGUCCAUUUGAUAGAAGUUUAGGUACAAAAUUUGCUUCGAAAGCAAUUGACUGGUUAGAUGAACAAAUCAAUGCUAAUAUACGUUCAGAUUCUACAGUCUAUACACCAGGACAUUUAUGCUGUACACUUAUUGGUAUUGUACGUCGUCAGACAACCUAUUCAAACAUUAUGGAAUUGAGAGAACAUACAGAUUUCGUACAUCGUUUACCAAAAGAAGAAUGGUGGAUUAGUUUACGUCCAUUAAUGCGUAUUAUGGCUAAACAUGAUAGUCUUUAUGAAUCAGAAAGUAUUAUGGCUGGAACUGAUAGAAAAUAA
Messenger RNA from Schistosoma intercalatum, 2400 nucleotides. The record is from the annotation of a GenBank genome assembly. Lineage: Eukaryota; Metazoa; Platyhelminthes; Trematoda; Strigeidida; Schistosomatidae.